GUGUAUGAAGUGCAAUUCACAUCAGUUAUACGAGGUCAUCAUAUUUAUAAAUCUGUGUGGACUCCAACUUUGGGAGAGAAACUUACCUGCCGUGAGGAUGAUCGCAAGGAAGCCAGACAACAUGAUGAAUAUGCAAUUGGGACGUAUUUGGAAGAUAAUACCGACAGGGAGCUUGUAGGACAUGUGCCAAUGGAACUGUCUUACCUUAUCUAUACAUUUCUGAGAGCUUGCGACGAUAAUGAGGUUUCUGUUAAAGUAACAGGGUCAAGAAGGCUUGAGAACGGACUUGUUGUGCCAGGAACAUUCAAAGCGCGGACACCAAGAAGGGCUAUUGCCACGAAGUUUGAGCGGGAGAUUUUGCGGCUGAAAGAACUUUGCGCCCACAUGGACAUUUCAGUUGAAACUUUGAGAAAAAUUCCUACGUUGUCUUAA
Porites lobata is the source of this 432-nucleotide messenger RNA. The record is from the annotation of a GenBank genome assembly. Lineage: Eukaryota; Metazoa; Cnidaria; Anthozoa; Scleractinia; Poritidae.